Molecule: messenger RNA, 2232 nt
Organism: Oreochromis niloticus (Nile tilapia)
Lineage: Eukaryota; Metazoa; Chordata; Actinopteri; Cichliformes; Cichlidae
Product: high affinity immunoglobulin gamma Fc receptor I-like
Exons: 6
Coding region: 22-915 (297 amino acids)
Biological process (GO): immune response; cell surface receptor signaling pathway
Cellular component (GO): external side of plasma membrane
Molecular function (GO): transmembrane signaling receptor activity
Source: RefSeq, a predicted model, not a curated record
UGCAGUCAGCAACAAGACAACAUGGAGGUCAGAGCUCAUGGCAUCAGACUGUUGAUGAAUAUGCUGUUACUAUUGAUGACAACAAUCAACUUUGGUGAUUUUCAAAGACAUGAUUCAGCUUUUCCUCAGGUUGUUCCAAAUAGACAGCAGUUCUUUGAACUAGAGUCAAUUUCUAUUAGCUGUGAAGGACUGAAUGGACUGACUGGAUGGAGGGUGAUGAAAAAGACAAAGGGACAUGUUAGACCAUGUGCUUCUACCUGGGAUACAUCUACUGGACCUUGCAGUAUUAUUAAUGCUUAUCCAUCAAGUGACAGUGGAGAAUACUGGUGUGAAAAUGGAGGAAUACAAAGAAGCGACACUGUCAACAUCACUGUAACUGGUGGUCCUGUGAUCCUGGACAGUCCUGUGAAUCCUGUAACGGAGGGAGAUAAGAUGAUCUUACACUGUAGAAAAGAGGACAAAAAUUCUAACUUCACUGCUGAUUUCUAUAAAAGUGGCAUCUCCAUUGGCCAUAGUCCAACAGGAAACAUGAUGAACCCCUCUGUUUCCAAAUCUGAUGAAGGAGUCUACAAAUGUAGCAUCUCUGAUACUGGAGAAUCAGCAGAGAGCUGGCUCAUUGUUAGAAGUCUGGGAACUCGUGCUCAAACUGAAGAGAGUUACUUUCACGUAUACCUUGGGGUCGGUGUUUCUAUGAUGGUUCUACUGCUGCUACUGGCUGGCCUCUUUUAUUGGCUGAAAUAUCAACACAACAUCCAUGGUCACACUGAAGAAAUGCCACUGGCGCAAAGUAAGCAGGCCAGUGAGGUGGAGUCAACCCAGGCGACAUAUGCUGUUAUCACAAAACCAAGAAUGAUGAAAGAAUCAAGAGCAGCCAGCUGGUCAGCGUGUUCUCUGGAGCGACCAGCCGAUUUGUAGGAGAAGAGGACGUGGAUUGCUUUGAUUCUACAGUCUAAAGACACAAAUGAGGAAAAUACUUAUAUGACAUUUGCAUUCCGCUAUGAAAAUUAAAGUAGAAAGAAAGGUAACAUUUAGAUAACAUUUUAAAAGUUUCAUAUAAUGCUGGGGAUUUAAUUUUUGUAUAAGAUACUCAUUUCUGUUUUAAAAAUUGCUGAGUUUGGAAAUCCUAUAUGAUAAAAAUAUACUUUUAUUCAUUAACAUAGUCACUAAUAAACUAUUAUCAGUAUUAUUAUUAUUAUUAUUAUUAUUAUUAUUAUUAUUAUUAUUAUUAUUAUUAUUAUCAUUAUUAUUAUUAUAUUAGGGCUUCCACAGUUAUCAUGGUUUGGAGAUUUUAGGGAUGAUUAGAGUUUUUCGUACUUUUGAUUGUCAUUGUCUCCUGUCACUAUGUUUUGUCCUGCCUCUUCAUCUUUGAUUGGUUUCAGCUGUCCUCCCACCUGAUGACUGUUAAUUGUCAUCAUGUGUCUAUAUAUUAACUCAGUCCCGUCUCAUCCUUUGUUGUGUUCUCCCUUAUAGCUUUGCUCCUUACAGUUUUGUAAAAAAAUUUAGUAAAAAAUAAUCCAUAAUUUUGUUUAUUGUGUGUUAUUAUUUUGGCAAAUGAAGUAAACUAGUGGACAUAGAAGGAAUAUCCAAACAUAGCUGUACAAAUCAAUGGAACUAGAACAAUUAGAUAGUAAUGUGUUAUUGUAUCCUAUAACACAAUAUUAAAAUAUCAUUUUAAAAUAUUACAUUAAUACACAGUUGUUGUCCCAAUGAGAAAAUAACUAAUUAAAAAUAAAGUCAUAAGUUUCAAUCUACAGAAUGUGCUCCUACAUUGAGAAACAUGGCUUUCAGAAAUUUCAAACUUAAAAUGUCUUCCUAUAGUUAUUAUAUAAAGCAAAAUCAAAUCAUUUAAGUUGUUGUAUAAUAUGCACUUUUUGUUUUUGUCCAUUGUGACUUUUUACUUUCUUUUUUUUCUUUUUAAAUAUUAUAUGGACCAACUUCAAGUAAAGCUUUCAGCAUUUCUGUGACCUGCUUUUUCUUUGUUCUUCCGUUACAUCAUCAUAUAACAUAAGUAUUCAAGCUGUCUAAUGUGUUGACUGUCGGUCAUCAUUCAUUCUCCUCACUCUGGUAUACAGCUAACUUCCAGAUUAAAAAGUCUGGAGAGGUGAUUAAGAUCAAUUAGUGUAACUAUUCAUUUUCAUAUCAUUAAUUUUAUAAUGAAAUAUAAAGUGUUGUUUCAGCUUACCUGUUUCAUACAGUCACCUCAUUUUAAACAUUUGAAAUGAUUGUUUUUAA